UUUUUUUUUUAAGGAAAAAUAUGUAUAAAACUCGUAUCACAUUUUCUUAUUUUAAACCUUUUCUCUACCGAUCCUUUUCUUCUUCUUUUUCUUCUUCUUCUUUUACUUCUUCGACAAUGACACUAAAAAAGGAACGAGUAUGUAUCAUUGGUUCUGGUAAUUGGGGAACAACCAUAGCGAAAAUUAUUGGUGAAAAUGUCCAACGACACAAUCAACUAUUUGAACAAGAAAUACGACAAUGGGUAUUUGAAGAAGAUUAUCAAGGUCAACCAUUAACGCGGGUGAUCAACACAACACGAGAAAAUCCAAAGUAUCUUGCAGGAAUUCGUUUACCUGACAAUAUUAUUGCUGAACCCGAUCUUAUCAAGGCAUGUCGUGAUGCAACCGUACUUGUGUUCGUCCUUCCUCAUCAAUUUGUACGUGGGGUCUGUGAUGAUCUUGUCACAUCUUCGUUUUCUCCUGAUACCAAGGCCAUCUCAUUGAUCAAGGGACUGGAUAUCAAACCGAAUGGGAUCACUUUAUUUUCAGAAGAAAUCGGGCGUAGGUUACAUCUCAAGGAUGUCGCGGUGCUGUCUGGGGCCAACAUUGCUUCCGAGGUCGCGCAAGAACAUUUCUGUGAAACCACCAUUGGUAGUCGAGCCGAUGGUCAACUGUUUUAUCAACUCUUCAAUACCCCUUACUUUAGAGUCAAUGUGAUUCGUGAUUAUGUUGGUGUCGAAUUAUGUGGUGCUUUGAAGAAUGUCGUAGCCGUGGCAGCUGGUAUAUCUGAUGGAUUAGAUUAUGGAUCCAAUACAAAGGCAGCUUUGAUUCGAAUUGGAUUGAUGGAAAUGAGGAAAUUUGGAAAAUCAUUUUUUGGUGGUGUAGAGGAUAAUACUUUUUUUGAAUCGUGUGGUGUGGCGGAUCUGAUGACAACUUGUUCUGGCGGUCGCAAUAGAAAAGUGGCCGAAGCUUUUGCAAGAACUGGAAAACCUAUGGAUGUAUUGGAAAAGGAAUUACUAAAUGGACAGAAACUACAAGGUGUACUCACUGCGGCAGAGGUGUAUCAAUUUUUGACGGCUAGAAAAAUGAACCAUGAAUUCCCUUUAUUUGAUGCUGUUUAUCGAAUCAUUUAUCAAGGUGCUCCGUUGGAUACAUUGAUCAAACUAUAGAUUAUAUCCUCUUUUAUUUCAUCAUAUAACUCUUUUUUUUUUUGUUAUUAUUAUUAUAUAUAUAUCAAUAAAAUUUAUUAUAUAGAAUAUGACCUUUUUUUUUUUAAAUAUAG
Molecule: messenger RNA, 1261 nt
Organism: Halteromyces radiatus
Lineage: Eukaryota; Fungi; Mucoromycota; Mucoromycetes; Mucorales; Cunninghamellaceae
Product: glycerol-3-phosphate dehydrogenase [NAD+]
Exons: 3
Coding region: 21-1148 (375 amino acids)
Biological process (GO): glycerol-3-phosphate catabolic process; carbohydrate metabolic process
Cellular component (GO): cytosol; glycerol-3-phosphate dehydrogenase (FAD) complex; nucleus
Molecular function (GO): NAD binding; protein homodimerization activity; glycerol-3-phosphate dehydrogenase [NAD(P)+] activity
Source: RefSeq, a predicted model, not a curated record